Sebastes umbrosus (honeycomb rockfish) is the source of this 3077-nucleotide messenger RNA. RefSeq names its product Rho guanine nucleotide exchange factor (GEF) 38 (gene arhgef38). The coding region runs from base 135 to 2549 and encodes 804 amino acids. The transcript is spliced from 14 exons. Gene Ontology annotation, molecular function: guanyl-nucleotide exchange factor activity; protein binding. Gene Ontology annotation, biological process: intracellular signal transduction. The record is from RefSeq and is a predicted model, not a curated record. NCBI's taxonomy places the organism in Eukaryota, Metazoa, Chordata, Actinopteri, Perciformes, Sebastidae. Gene Ontology annotation, cellular component: cytoplasm.
UGACAGUCAGUGCACAGUGAACACUACACCUGUUGCACUUCCCAGGCUCUCUCUCUCUCUGUUUCUCUUUCCCUCUUCCUGUCCCUCUCUCUUCCCCUUCUUUUCUCCGUGACUGCUCUGAAAGGGAGCUUGCCAUGGAUCCCAACGAGGCCGGCGGGGGCGAGAAGGAGAAGGAGAAAGAGAAGGACAAAACGAUCAAGAGGAGGAACCGGCCUGUGUUCCUGCGAUACCUGGAGAGGAGGAAGACGGACACUAUUGUGGUCGAGGACUCGGCCAAAGGGGACUUCAACCUGGGGACGCUGGUGAGGAGGAGUCAGUCUGACAAGACGGAGUACAGCGCUAAACUUAAAGAGAAAAUGUCCCCACACAACCUGCCCACAAUCUUGUCUCCAUCACUGGACCCAGAGGAGGUCCGUCAGAGGAAGAUGAACCGCAGGGCAAAGGUCAUCCAGGAGCUUGUGCAGACUGAAAAGGACUACCUCACAGACCUGGAGCUGUGCAUCAGAGAAGUGGUCCAGCCUCUACGCAAUCUGCAGGUUGUUGAUGUCGACAGGUUGUUCACCAACACAGAGACAGUGUUUGAGGUAUCUGCAGCACUCCUUCACAGACUGCAAGAGGCCAUUGCUGACCCUGAUCCGGAGGCAGUUGUCAUAGGAGAAAUAUUCAUCCAGGUGAAGGCAGCUUUAGAAGAUGUAUAUAAGAUUUACUGUUACCACCAUGAUGAUGCCAACAUGUCACUCAAAUCCUACGAAAAAGAUGAAGAAAUAAAGAAACAUUUCACCACGUGUGUAUUAGCUCUGAAGAAAAUCUACGACCAAGAAGGAAAACCCAACUUGCUGAACAUGGGCUCACUGCUCAUCAAACCGGUCCAGAGGAUCAUGAAGUACCCGUUGCUGCUCGGGGAGCUGUGGCACGCCACGCCUGAAGACCACCCUGACUGUCGCCCACUGCAGGAGGCCUUCACUGCCGCCAAGAUCAUCAAUGUUAACAUCAAUGAGUUCAAGAGACGCAAAGAUAUAGUGAUGAAGUAUAAGAGGUUGGAAGAUGAAGGCACACUGAGGGGCAAACUAAACAAGUUCAACAUCCACUCUAUCCGGAAGAAAAGCGACAGGUUUGCCGGCUAUCUCAAGAUCCUCACUGGAGUUGAACCACAGGUGAGAGAUGAAGUAUUUGACAGAGAGGAGAAGCUGUUCAGGAGUCUGGAGAAGGCUGUGAGGCAGCUGGUCAAGAAUGUUCAAUUUUACCUGCAGCACACUCAGGAGAUGGUGUCUGUAGCUGUUCAGAACAUCCAGGACAUGGAGGGCAUGACCAAGGAUGACACAAAUGGCUCUUCGCACACUAAUGGAAAUGACCCCUAUAAGCACUUUAAAGACAGCAUGGAGCGCUUGGUCCUCGCCCCCCUCUCCUCCCUGCAAGGCAUGUUCACGGCCCCACAGAAGCUCAUCCAGAAGCGAUAUGACAAAUUGCUGGAUUACUGCAGCCGCCUUGAGCGCUCUUCUUCCUUUUCAUCUUCGUCCUCGUCUUCCACCUCUUCGUCCUCUCCCUCGCUGGUGUCAGUAGACCCGCCCGGUCCCGCCAGGAGGGACUAUGAAGCUAUCAAUGCCUUGCUGGUGGAGGAGCUGCAGAGGUUCAACAUGGCCACCUACACCAUCCUGACCAACUGUGUGGUGUAUCUAGUGGCCCUGCUCAGAGGGCUGAUGGAUCAAAUACUACUACGUGCCCCCUCCAUACAGCAGCUACCAGCUCCGUUGUCAAACAUUGCUGAAGUGCAGAACAGCAUCAUGGAUGAGCUGAACAAUCUGACCUUUGUCAAGGACAACGCACAGAAGUUAAUGGAGCGAAAAGUCAGCUUCGAGAGGCAACGAGACAAGAAAAUAGCGAUGCCGGAGGUGCAGCAUCAAACCGAGGAGCAGCGCGCCUGGCUGCUGGCAGAAUACCCAGUGAGCCGUCUGUACCAGCUGAAGAGGAAGUGUAACGGCUGCCAGGAGCAGGACCUCAGCCUGCUGGAGGGGGAGCUGGUGGCCCUGCUGGAGGACACCGACCCACUAGGGAGCAGCAGCCGCUGGCUCGUUCACACUGGAGGUACACAGGGCUACGUCUACUCCACCUUCCUGAAGCAGUACAACCCUCUGAGGGACUCCCAGCGGGCCGGCCAGAUGGCCAAAGAGCAGCAGCAGCAGCAGCCGCCUGCCAUGGCGGACGAGGACUUUGACGACAUCAGCCUGUUCGUGUCGGGCAGUGGCAGCAGCAGCCUGCGCAGCUUCAACCUCAACACCACCGACAGCGGCUCAACCCUGUCUGGACUACAGGGGGAGCCAGAGAGCCCAGAAGACCUGGAGGACACACUGGACACUGAGGCUCAGCAGUUCUAUGCUGUGUACGCAUUUCAAGCCCGCUGUGACCAGGAGCUGACCUUGCAGGAGUACCAGCAUGUCCGCAUCCUUCAGUUCAAUGACCUGGGAGGCAAUAAGGAUUGGUGGUUAGCUGAGGCUAACGGACAGAAGGGAUACGUCCCUGCCAACUACCUUGGCAGGAUGUCCUAUGCAUAAAUAGAGGCCCUCCAUUUCUGCACAGGAUAUCCAGAAAACCAAAACAACCAGUGGCAUUUUAAACAAACCCGCUUACACUUUAAUACAUGAUUUAAAAUAGGCCUGAGUGUAAAACACGUCACAUUUCUGCUUUGUGAAAGUCAAACUUGCACUAGGUAUCUCUAGAUCUUUUCAUAUGUCUCAAACCAAACCAAAAGUGUUGAUGUUGAAUCUGCUUUGAUCAUAACAAGACAGCUCACCAAUGGGACUUGACCAGUAAUCUGUGAUGAAUAUAAAUAAUGGUAGGAAAAUACAGGGCACUGUGCUGAGCACUUUUUCUACUUCAGUGUUGUUGAGUUUAUACCGAUAAUGAAGUGAUUUAUCCAUGAAGAAAAUUUUAUAUGUGAACCGAUUUACAGAUGAAGUAAAUGUUUUAUGUGGAAUGAUUCAUACAUGAAGUCUAUAUAUUUUAUGUGAAUGUAAAAUGAAGAAAUCUAUCACAAUUUAUAUUUUAUCAAUCAUGAAUAAACAUGAUCCGUUGUUCAUUGA